GUGGUCCGGUUUCAGCGCUUGUGACGUGAUGACGUGUUGAGAUUAAUGCUCCCGCUGAGCCGCAGAGGAUGGAGCUGAGCUGAUGAACGGGAUGAGGGCUGAUGAUGAUGAUGAUGAUGAUGAUGAGAGAAGAAGGAGGAGGACGGUGGCGGAGGCGCAUCGACACAAGAGAUCGCCGACAUGAAGCUUUCAAUCCAUGGAAGUCCUCCGUCAUCUCCAAGUAAAACCAAAAACUCUCGGCGGUUCAUGGAACCCUGUCAUUUUACAUGGGAGCGAAUUUAACGGCACAGCGAACGCUGAAGGAGCCAAACACCGACUGAAAUUAGGAUUUCCGAGCAGUCUUACGGAUUGAAUUUGGUCUUGAAUUGUAAUUCUUUUCCUCCUCGUUAUCUUCACGGUGCUGCUGCUCUCCGGAGACGAAGCUAACAGCCGAAUUAAGCUAGCUGUUUGAUGAACUGUUGUGAUCAUCUUUAUUUUCCUCUCUGUUUCUGGGAGAAAAAAAAAUAUAUCGAUCAGGAACUCGAGCUCAGUUUAUAUAGAGACUCCGCUGUCUCUUGUUUCGUCUCGUAAUCGAGCUCGGUAAACUUGGGUUUUAUUUAGCUAACGGUAGCCGAUACGCCUGCUAGCAGGCGGUCAUCGAGCGUGCGCCGACACGUCUGCUCGGAUGAAAGCAACACCUCAACAAAAUGUACUCAAGAGCAUAACAACUGCAGCUGGGAGUGAAACAGCACUGUGGCUACCCACUCACAGCACAAACUGAAGCCCCGAACCCGGUUCCACCGCCAUCCACCAUCAGUUCGACUCCUCUCAGCAGGCAGAAUCCAGCAAAAUGGGAGAGCAGCCCAUCUUCAGUACACGUGCCCAUGUCUUCCAGAUUGACCCCACCACCAAGAAAAACUGGGUUCCCACAAGUAAACAUGCCGUUACAGUCUCCUAUUUUUUUGACAGUACCAGGAAUGUCUAUCGAAUCAUCAGUCUGGAUGGAUCAAAGGCAAUUAUCAACAGCACCAUCACUCCCAACAUGACGUUCACAAAGACGUCCCAAAAGUUUGGCCAGUGGGCUGACAGCAGGGCCAACACCGUCUACGGUCUGGGCUUUUCCUCCGAGAGCCACCUGGUGAAGUUUGCAGAUAAAUUUGCUGAGUUUAAGGAGGCAGCGCGGCUCGCCAAGGAGAAGUCUCAGGAGAAGAUGGAGCUCACCAGCACCCCCUCUCAGGAGUCUGCCCCAGGUGAUCUGCAGUCACCUUUGACCCCGGAGAGUAUCAACGGUACAGAUGAUGAGAGAGUCACCCCGGACGUGCCUCAGCACAUUGAAGCCAGAGCAGAGCCGUUGCAGAACGCGCUGCCCUUCUCGUACAGUUCAUCCAGCAUCAAUAAGCACUGGGAGGCGGAGCUGGAAGCACUGAAGGGAAACAACGCCAAGCUAACGGCGGCUCUGCUGGAGUCCACGGCCAACGUCAAACAGUGGAAGCAGCAGCUGGCAGCCUAUCAGGAAGAGGCCGAGAGGCUGCACAAACGGGUGACGGAGCUGGAGUGCGUGAGUGGGCAGGCGACAGUGAUCAAAUCCCAAAAGAUGGAACUGAACCAAACAAUCGAGGAGCUGGAGGCGGCGCUGAAAGCCAAAGAGGAGGAGUUAGAGGCGCUGAAAGCAGAAGUGGAGAGUGGUGCUGAGUUCCAAACUCAGAAAGACUCGCUCACACAGAAGCUCCAGGAGACGGAGUCACGGAACCAGACGCUGGAGGCCCAGCUGAGUGAGCUGGAGCAGCGUCUGGAGAGCAGCCAGCAGGAGAGAGAAGCCUUCAGGAAGAGUCUGCGCUCAAUGCUGGAGCUGCUGGACGGCAAGAUCUUCGAGCUGACCGAGCUGCGAGACACGCUUUCCAAACUCAUCGAGGCCAACUAGAGGAGAAGACGGGAAACCCAUCACUGCCACAGCCACCGCCGCGCCUCUGCGGUGCGGCCGGCGACGCGCACCGCCGCUGCCGCCACUCACUGCAUGCCAGCACUCACAUCGUCAUCGGUUUAAGUUCCAAAAAAGUAUGUUUACACCAACGUUUGGCUCUGGUGCAGCUCACGUUUACAGCAGCCUGUGCUCGGCCUUCGCUCACUCCUCUGCACCCAGCUGACGCACUCUUUGCUCUCCAGUUUGUUUUUUCCUCUGACUUUCAUUCCUUUGGAGAGGAUUUUUUUUGUAAUUUUUUUUCUCUCUUUCAACAAGGAUGUUAUUCAGUUCUGAGGUUUCUUUUGUUGCACUGGACUUCUUUGUCUCUUUGCAGUGUGUGUGUGUGUAUCAUGAUCAGCCAGAUCAGCCAAAUUUCCAGAGUCUCAUUUUGAUGCUUUGCAGCUUUUCCUACACUCUGAGGUUUCUUAAUUUUGAUAUUUGAACUCUGGAGGUCGACUGAGUCGAAUGUGAUGAUGAAACCUUCCUGCUGACAGCGUUCUCCCGUGACUGUGACUCCGCUUCCAGAUGACGGCCGGGAGGACGUCUUCAUAUAUUUGUCCUACAACAUACGAGCAAUACAGAAACGCAGUAUCUGAGGACAAUCUCUUUUCAGUCUCGCCUUCAGGUAAUUUCCUCUGAUACAGAUGACACCAUGACGGCGGCGUCUAUCUUUAUACACUUUGUGCACUUGUAAAAAUGGAGUUGUGCGUCUGGGUGAAUCUCAUUUGCUUUUCUUUCCCGCCCUCUUUCUGUUGCGACUUGAGGUGGAAAUGACUAAACCCUCUGUGAUGGGUAACUGGCCGGUAGGCCGCUAAUCCUAUGUUGCGGCACGGCAUCUGUUGUCGUCAGUUUAUUGCGAUAUCUGUUUUUUUGUUUGUUUGUUUUUGUUUUCUAUUUUGGCAAGGGUGUAGUAUGGGUCCUUAACAUUGUUCCCGUCCAAAAGUCAUAUUAGUAGAUUGGUUCAUUUGGAAAUGGUGGCCAUUUUUAUGCCAAAAAUAGCUAUUUUGAGCGCUUAAAGGCAAUUUUCUCAAAAACUGUCAAACUUUUUUCAAAGU
Molecule: messenger RNA, 2994 nt
Organism: Thalassophryne amazonica
Lineage: Eukaryota; Metazoa; Chordata; Actinopteri; Batrachoidiformes; Batrachoididae
Product: homer protein homolog 1-like
Exons: 9
Coding region: 830-1900 (356 amino acids)
Biological process (GO): G protein-coupled glutamate receptor signaling pathway; regulation of store-operated calcium entry
Cellular component (GO): dendrite; cytoplasm; postsynaptic density
Molecular function (GO): G protein-coupled glutamate receptor binding
Source: RefSeq, a predicted model, not a curated record